GUCGACGGCACGGAGGCGAAGCUCAGCGACAUCUUCGUGGAGACCAGCACGAGGAACAUGACGCCCCACGAGCGCGCGGCGUUCAUGCGGGGCAAGCGGAAGGAUCUGACGGAGUUCUUCGGCAGUGACGUCUGGGAGUUUCACAAGCUCACCGGCGAGGAGGACUUUCGGCGGAUACUCAUGGCGAAGUGGGUGAUCAAGUGGACGAAGAACGACGAUGGCACACCACGUGCCAUGGCGCGGCUGGUACUGCAAGGUUUCAACGACCCCUACGCACUUAGCAGCGCAGUGCCCACAGAUGCGGCAGAGCUCAUGGGCAUCGAGCCGGACACUCUCAUGAAGCUCAUUAAGCCAGUGUGCGGCCAGGUGGACGCACCAAGGCGUGGGUGGCUACGCGCGGUAGACGACCUGAGGGCCAGCGGUCUCAAGCAGCAUCCUUUGGACCCCUGCGUGUUCCUCAGCUUCGAUGAGGACGGCAACAGUGACGGGUUCAGUCUACUCUACGUGGACGAUAUGCUGGGAGGUGGAGAUCGGCGGCCGGGCAGUGACUACAAUCGGGCUAUCACCGAGGUGAAGCGGAAGUUCAAGUUCAGGAAAUGGAUCGGAGAUGACAAGAUGGACUACUGCGGCAGCGACGUGACGCAGACCCCGCACUGGGAUAACCCGAAGUCGAACAGCAGCGAGAUUGAGGCGAAGAUGGCGACCUACGCCAAGAACGUGAAGCCCAUCACGAUCGACCAGAAGAGCAGCGACAACACGAGGGGGCUCACUAUCAAGGAGAAGCGGCAGCUACGAGGCCUACUCGGAGCGUUGCAGUGGCCAAGCUCUCAGGCGUGCCCUCGCCUUUCGGCUUCGGCCAGCAUCCACCGAGGGCAACUGCCCACGGCAACGGCGGGCACGGCCGAGGAGGCGAACAAGACGCUGCGGUUCUACAAGCAGAGCUCGGACGUCGGGCUCAAGAUGGAGAAGAUCGGCCAGGUGUGCGACUUCGUGUUCGUAGCAAUGACGGACGCAGUCUGGGGAGUUCGACAAGAAGGGCCCAGUCAAGGUGGCUACGUCAUCUUGGCAUGCCACAGGAAGAUAUACGACGGACACGAGUCCGACUUUAGCGUGAUCGACUGGAAGUUCCUUCAAGCGGCAGCAGCGGGCAUGGGCGGCUUGGAGUUUGCGAAGCGGUUCUGGGCGGCCAUGAUCUACGACGGCGUGGGCAUCACGAAGGGCGAACGCACUCACAUGGCGGGCGGGUCAGCUGUAGGUGUGGACGCGAAGGCGCUCUGCGACGCGGCCCAGAAGGAGAGCGCCGCUAGCUCCCAGGACAUGCGGACCGGCAUAGAGGCGCCAGCGCUGCGUGAGGGGAUGGAGGCUACAAUGACACGCUGGAGGUGGGUAUCUUCAGGGAGGCAGUACGCGGGCGGGCUAGCGAAGAUCGCGGCGAGACAGCUCCUCGCCGACCGUCUGCGAUAUGGGAGGCUACAGCUCAAGCACGACCCGAACUACACGGCGGCGAAGAAGAAAACCAAGGAAGAGCGACAGGAGAGCAUAGAUCAGACGAGGCCGGUGACAUCGGCGGCGACGCGGAAGGCGACGGCACCAUUCAUGCAGUUGGCAGUGCUCGCAACUUGCUGUUGCAGAUCGGCGGCCCGUUCAGGCUGCGACAUGAAGGGCGAGAACGACAGCCAUGGUAUUGCAAUCUGGUUUGCCAUGUUGUUUGCACUUCUUGGGUUAUGUGGGGCCUACCCUGUUGCAUCCUACCUGAUCAAGACCAGGGGGGCUGAGUGCGCAUGCAAGACGGAGCUGGCGGUUCUACGGGCGAAGGCCGCGAAGGAGCGGAUCGAGAAGGAGAGCGAAAAGAAGGAACCACCAAGAGACGAGCGCGGCGUUUCGUCGAACGAUCUGUGCGCGGCCAGGACGGUGGGGGUGCAGAGUACCACGACAUACAAGCUCACCGGAGACGCAUGGGGGCUUCAGCAUCAGACGCAGGGUUUUCACAGAGCGGGCGAGGUGACGACCGAGCCAGAGUUGACGGAAGGGUUUCGAGCUCACAAGUGA
Molecule: messenger RNA, 2049 nt
Organism: Prorocentrum cordatum
Lineage: Eukaryota; Dinophyceae; Prorocentrales; Prorocentraceae
Source: the annotation of a GenBank genome assembly